This is a messenger RNA of Sesamum indicum (sesame), 605 nucleotides long. The record is from RefSeq and is a predicted model, not a curated record. Lineage: Eukaryota; Viridiplantae; Streptophyta; Magnoliopsida; Lamiales; Pedaliaceae.
UCUUUGUUUUCUCAUAUCCAACUCUUACUAGCUGCAGCACUUGGGCAAGAAGAAAUGGCUGCCAAGAGUUUGAUUUUUCUAGGACUUGUCUUUGCUAUAAUUCUUGUUGUCUCUUCCCAUGUUGUUUCGGCUCGUAACGACCCCGGCCUCCCUCAAACUGAGGGCGACGUGCAAGUGGACGGAUGGCAUGACCACCACCAUCACUACCACCACCACUGCCACUACCCCCACUGCCAAGAGCUAGAGGCCGACGGGGAUCAUACUGAGGCUCAAAGCCAUGAAGAAGCUGGAAAGAAAGCUGCCAAAUCAAGCGAUGGUGCAGAAGUAGACGGACACUACAAGCACAAACCAAAGAAGUGCAAACAUUGGCCACAUUGCUAAGGUUGCUCGAAAGCCCGACUACUCAUAAUAUAUACUGUUUGUAAUGACUUAUGGUUAAUUGGUGUUUGAGGUCAAAAUAAAACUGUCAUGAGCUCAGGAGAGUUCUCGUUUGAUUAUGGUUUGGUGAUUAAUAUGUAGUGUUUGAAGUAUUGGUUGCAAUACUAUGUAGUUUGGCUGUAUGCAUACUAUUUAAGUGAAUAAAGGUGUCUUUAUGUUAGGUUCUU